Messenger RNA from Mustela erminea (ermine), 3563 nucleotides. RefSeq names its product CD180 molecule (gene CD180). Gene Ontology annotation, cellular component: extracellular matrix. Bases 604 to 2664 code for a protein of 686 amino acids. The record is from RefSeq and is a predicted model, not a curated record. The transcript is spliced from 2 exons. Gene Ontology annotation, biological process: cellular response to lipopolysaccharide; B cell proliferation involved in immune response; positive regulation of lipopolysaccharide-mediated signaling pathway. Gene Ontology annotation, molecular function: protein binding. NCBI's taxonomy places the organism in Eukaryota, Metazoa, Chordata, Mammalia, Carnivora, Mustelidae.
GUGCCCUCCUUAAAUAUUAAGAAAAUUUCUGAACAGAUACAGAAGUCAUUAGUUACAAAGAACGUCCAUGAGUACAUAACUAUAUUCAACAAUCAUCAAUAUUUUGCCUAUUGAUUUCACCUAACCAUUCCUCCCUUCCUUUUUUCCCUGAGUAUUCGAAAGGAAAUCCCCAACAUCAAGUCAUUUUAUCCAGAAAUACUUCAAAAGGCUUCUCUAAAGAAUACGAACAUUGCACUUAUAAUCAACAAAACUCACAAUUCCUUAAGAUCUUCUAAUAUGCUAUCCUCAAGUUUUUCUUGAUAGUCCAUAAAAUCUCUUUUCCUAAUGCUUUAUUUGAAUCAGAAAAGGUAGCAUAAAAUAUGCAACAUACUACAUACCAUAUACCAUGUACUACGUACCAUGUAGGAGCAUUCUGUACCUGGCUCUUUACACCUGACAGCAUACCUGGAUAUCACUCCAUGUCAGCAUGUGGGGGUUUUCCUCAUCCUGUCUUCAUCUGCAGAAGGUUCCAUCUUGUGAAUGUACUGUAUUCCAUUCAACAAGUCCUGUAUUGAUGAAUAAGCUGGUUAUUGCCCAUCUUUUGGUACCACAAAAAUUACAAAAAUGACUACAGCAAAUAAUCUUUUGCAUGAGCCACUUUGUGUCUUUGCAGAUAUCUAUUUGGUCAAGAUCACUAGAAGAGAGAUUGCUGUUCAAAGGAUAAAUGUAAUUUUGCUAGUCGAUCAAAUUACCAACUCUGUUAGGAAUUUAUAUUGUUUCUCUCAUCAGAAAGAAGCCAACAGCACAUAUAACUGUGAAAAUUUAGGUCUCGCGGGAGUUCCUGACACUCUACCAAAUACAACAGAAUUUUUGGAAUUUGGCUUUAAUUUCCUACCUACACUUGAAAAUACAACUUUCAGCAGACUUGUAGAUCUGAUCUUCUUGGAUUUAACCAGGUGCCAGAUUAACUGGGUACAUGAAGAUACUUUUCAAAACCAUCAUCAAUUGAACACAAUUGUGCUGACUGGAAAUCCUCUGAUAUUCAUGGCAGAAACCUCUCUUAAUGGGCCCAUGUCACUGCAGCAUCUUUUCCUAAUCCAAACAGGAAUAUCCAAUCUCGAGUUUAUCCCAAGUCAGAAUCUGGAAAACUUGGAAAGCUUGUAUCUUGGAAGCAACCAUAUUUCCUCCAUUAAGUUCCCAGAAAACUUCCCAACCCAGAAUCUGAAAGUUCUGGAUUUUCAGAAUAAUGCUAUACACUACCUCUCUAGUGAAGACUUGCAUGCUCUGGAGAAGACCACCAACCUAAGCCUUAAUUUCAAUGGCAAUGACAUUAAAGGCAUUGAGGCUGGAGCUUUCCGUUCAAAAAUCUUCCAAAGUUUGAAUUUUGGAGGGACUCUUAACUUGUCUGUUGUAUUAAAAGGUCUACAGAACUCCUCUAUUCAGUCUCUCUGGCUGGGGUCAUAUGAGGACACGGAUGACCAAGACCUUACUUCAGCCAUGUUUGAUGGACUUUGUGAAAUGUCUGUUGAAAGCAUCAAUCUGCAGAAGCAAUAUAUCUCUGAUAUCUCAUCUACUACAUUUCGGUGCUUCACUCAACUCCAGGAAUUGGAUCUGACAGCAAAUCACUUAAAUGAGCUCCCCUCUGGGAUCAAGGGGAUGAAGGCUCUCAAGAAAUUAGUUCUCAAUGUAAACAUAUUUGACCAAUUGUGUCAAAUCAGUGCUGCCAGUUUUCCAUCCCUUCUAGACCUCUCUAUCAAAGGCAACAAGAAGAAACUUGACCUCGGUGUCGGCUGUUUGGAAAAACUAGAAAAUCUUCAGAAACUUGAUUUAAGCCACAGUGAUAUAGAGGCUUCUGACUGCUGCAAUCUUCAACUCAAAAACCUGUCCCACUUACAAUACCUAAACCUGAGCUACAAUGAGCCUCUUGGACUCCAGAGUCAGGCGUUCAAAGAAUGUCCUCGGCUAGAAGGUCUAGAUUUGGCAUUUACUCGCUGGUAUGUUAAGGGUCCACAAAGUCCUUUCCAAAACCUCCAUAUCCUACAGGUUCUGAAUCUUUCUCACUGUCUCCUGGAUACCAGCAAUCAGCAUCUUCUAACAGGUCUGGUGGAUCUCCGCCAUCUAAAUUUACAGGGGAAUCACUUUCAAGAUGGGAGUAUCUCAAAGACCAACCUACUUCAGACCUUGAGGAGCUUGGAGAUUCUUAUUUUAUCCUCCUGUGACCUCCUCUCCAUAGACAAGCAAGCAUUCCAGAGCCUUGGGAAAUUGAGUCACGUUGACUUAAGCUACAACAACCUGAUGGGCAAUAGUAUUGAUGCUCUUAGUCAUCUUCAGGGAAUCUACCUCAAUAUGGCCGCCAAUAACAUUCAAGUCAUCCCAUCUCAUCUCCUCCUCACCUUGUCCCAGCAGAGCACCAUUAAUUUAAGUCACAAUCCCCUGGACUGCACUUGUUCGAAUAUUCAUUUUAUAACAUGGUACAAAGAAAACCUACAGAAAUUUGAGGGCUCAGAGGACACCAAGUGCGCAAACCCCCCGUCUUUAAAGGGAGUUAAGCUGUCUGAUGUCAAACUGUCUUGUGGGAUUACGGCCAUGGGCAUUUUCUUUCUUGUAGUAUUUUUAUUCUUGAUUGCCCUUCUGCUCAUUUUUUCGGUUAAAUUCCUUCUGAGGUGGAAAUACCAGCACAUUUAAUGCUGAACGCUUCUAGAGAUGUCAAGUCAAUAUGUUUAUGAAAAUGCCUGAAGAAAGGGAAGAGUUGUCUGUUCCUUUUCAGCCUCGCAGACUUCUCGGACUGGUUCCUGUAGCUGGGCAGGGAUUCACUGUGCUUCUCUGAGUCCUAGAGCUAAUGAACCUUCCUGAAACUUAAACUGACUAGGGCUAGGGGGCCCAACAACAGCUGUGAGAGACCCAGAGCCAUUUCUUCACAUGGAAGGUGGUUGGAGGACCCUUGGCAGGGAAAGGCCAGGAGAGGAAUGCACAGGAAGCCAUCUCCCUUCUGGUUGUGGACACCCCUCGAAGCAGCUCCUACCAUGACUCUAAGAGGAAAUCAACUCCUCCAACUAGGCAGUGUGGACAGAGUUUGGCAGCCCAAACUCUGUCUCCCACAGCUUGGACAUCAUGCUUGGCUCUGAAUCCUCAGUAAAGCAUAUUUACUUGAAAAAUGUGUUGAGGAUAAAGUCUCAAAGCUUAUUUUAAAUGGAAAAGGGGAUACACAGCGAAUUUAAAAGAAGAGGCCGAGAAAUGAAUCUGACCUAAAAUCAACCUCACUGAUCUCUUUAAUCCUUGGGUUUAAGCCUUCUACAAAGCAGCUAGGGUGUAAAUAGCUACCAAAAAAAAAAAAAAAAAAAAAAAAAAAAUCACCCCCACUAGCCCCCCAGCCCCCAACAUCUAGGAGUUUUGCUCCAUUGGCCACCCUCUCUUCAGAACCCCAGAAGCUCCUUCUACCUAUCUGGGGCACUUGCUCUUAUGUUAUAAAUCCUACCUUACACAUGGGCUGUGGUCCAAGUGAUCUUCUCAUUUGGAUGUCUGGUCCUUAGAAGCUUCUUUCCCACAGGAGCUAUGAAAUAAAUAGUGCUUUGGUUGCCAGGCCA